Sesamum indicum (sesame) is the source of this 1791-nucleotide messenger RNA. RefSeq names its product cytochrome P450 CYP72A219. The record is from RefSeq and is a predicted model, not a curated record. Gene Ontology annotation, molecular function: heme binding; oxidoreductase activity, acting on paired donors, with incorporation or reduction of molecular oxygen; iron ion binding. NCBI's taxonomy places the organism in Eukaryota, Viridiplantae, Streptophyta, Magnoliopsida, Lamiales, Pedaliaceae.
CCUUCCUCCUCCUCGGCUCCUCCCAUCAACAAAAAUGUGGCUAUCCAUCCUCAUAAUUUCAGUGUUGGUGUUUGUGCUGCACGAAUUAUGGGUAUUCCUGAACUGGGUUUGGAUCCAGCCCCGGAGAAUGGAGAAACUCCUGAGGAAACAAGGCCUCAAAGGCAAUUCUUACAGGUUCCUCUUCGGAGAUGCCCGGGAGACCGCCGUCAUGUACAACGAAUCCUACUCCAAACCAAUCGCCAUUAACGAAGAUCUCGGCCCUCGUGUCAUGCCCUUCAUUUACAAGACCUUGAGGACAUAUGGUGAAAGGUCAUUCAUGUGGGUGGGGCCUAGACCGUAUGUGUUCAUUACGGACGAUGAGAUGAUCAAAACUGUAAUGAACAACUACAUUGUUUUUCAGAAGCCUUUCAAGGCAUCGAAUCCGAUAGUGAAGAGACAAAUUGGGGGACUUGUUCGAUUUGAGGGCGAAAAGUGGAGCAAUACAAGAAAGAAGUUGAGGCCGCAUUUUCAUUUGGAGAAACUGAAGAACAUGGUAUCGACUAUGCAAAAAUAUGCAGAGCAAUUUCUAGCUGAAUUUAGCAGGAUAGUCCCAGAGGAUGGGUCGUCGACUGUGUUGGAUGUUUACCCUUAUCUCCCAGACUACACAGCUACUGUAGUAUCAAACAUAUUAUUCGGCAUUUCUUUCGAUAAAUCAGUGAAAAGGACUUUUGGUCUCAUACGUGAGCUCACUUUCAUUGCAAAUCAGGCUCAGCCUUUCAACAUCCGUGGAGAGCAGUACUUGCCAACCAGGAGAUACAGGAGGGCAAACGCAAUUGAGAACGAAUUGACAGCCAUAUUCACAAAUAUGAUGAAUGAAAGGUUAAAGAAGUGGGAGAGAGGAGAAGUGAGAGGUGAACCCAACUUAUACGACAUAUUCUUGGAUGAACUAAAUCAAAUAGACAUCAAAGACAAGAAUGCUCGUGCCAUGGCCAUUUUUGAUAUCAUACAACAAAGCAAGCUAUUCUUCUUGGCCGGACACGAGACCACUUCCAAUCUCAUCGCUUGGACCAUUGUCAUGCUUUCCAUCCACCAUAAAUGGCAAUCUCUUGCUAGAGAAGAGGCUUUCCAAGUCAUUGGCGACGAGAAGAAGCUCACUGAUGAUGACUUGGACCGCCUAAAAAUCUUGCAUAUGAUCUUGCACGAGGUGUUACGUUUAUAUCCACCGGUGGUUGAGCUCACCAGAAUAGUAGAAGAAGACACAACCUUGGGAGAUCUCAAUCUACCAAAGGGCACAAUGGUGCAGUUGCUAGGAAUUUACCUGCACAGGGACCCUAAAAUUUGGGGCGACGACGUGUUGGAGUUCAAGCCGGAUAGGUUUGCGGAAGGAGUGCUGAAAGCGGCCAAUGGGCAUGCGGCGUUCAUACCCUUCGGGUGGGGCGUCCGCAAAUGCAUAGGGGCGAACAUGGCACUGCGGGAAGCCAAAGUGUUUCUUUCAUUGUUUCUACGAAGGUUCACCUUCGAUCUUUCGCCGACCUACAUGCAUGGGCCUUUGGUUUCACUAAACAUGCAGCCACAAUACGGAAUUCCUCUCAUUCUGCGCAAGCUACUCUAGACCUCAUGCAUGUUGGAUCAUUUCUAUCACUGAAUAAUUUCUAAGUAAUUCUUAUAUAUAUAUAUAGAAUGCAUGCGCUACACUAUGUGUAUUGUGUGUGAAAAUUGAUACUUUUGUGAGGUAAAUGUAUGGGUGUCUUCUUGCUGUGAUUGUAAUAAAACUGUAGUAGUUAAUUAAUUUGAGUACUUUGUUUUUUUCAA